This is a messenger RNA of Morone saxatilis (striped sea-bass), 623 nucleotides long. RefSeq names its product cystatin-B-like. The record is from RefSeq and is a predicted model, not a curated record. The coding region runs from base 91 to 393 and encodes 100 amino acids. Gene Ontology annotation, molecular function: cysteine-type endopeptidase inhibitor activity. Gene Ontology annotation, cellular component: cytosol. The transcript has 3 exons. NCBI's taxonomy places the organism in Eukaryota, Metazoa, Chordata, Actinopteri, Moronidae.
CUGAACCUGAACGCCUCACUGACUGAACGGACUCGAUCGGCUUGUUUCGUCUUUUUUUUGUUGCUGAUUUUAAGCCUAAAAUCUGUCACAAUGUCGGUAAUGUGUGGAGGCUCAUCCGCGCCGAUGGAAGCGGACGACAAAAUCCACAAGAUCUGUGAGACCGUAAAGCCCCAUGCAGAGCAGAAAGCAGGGAAGACUUUCGACGUUUUCACAGCCAAGAGCUACACAAGGCAGGUUGUGGCCGGGACCAACUACUUCAUUAAGGUCCACGUGGGAGGAGACGAUCACGUUCACCUUCGUGUUUAUGAAAAACUCCCGUGUCAUGGAGGAGAUCUCGAGCUGAGUAAUAUGCAGCAGUCCAAGAGCCACCAAGACCCGAUUGAGUACUUCUAAUGGGAUCCCAAACCAAGCAAAGCUUCAGUGCCUACAGUCUGCCAUUCCAUUAUAGCCAGUUAUUAUCAGAUAAUCCUGACUCAUUAAAUAAAACAUUGUUCAUAUUUCUAACAUGUAAUAGCAUACUGUCUUCGUACUUUAGAUCAUGAUGUUUACAGUGUGUCACAUGGGAACUAUUUUGUACAAGAUGAAAUAAUAAAUGAAUCAGAUUUGUCGUGAUUCGACAUGUU